AUGCCAAGCAGUAUCUCAGCUGCCCUGAGGCAAACUGAACAUGCUCAGUUGGGCCACAUCGACUACCAAUCAAUACUGAAAAUUGCUGCCAUACUCAUUGUUAUCUACUGGUGCCUUGUAUGGAUCUACCGCAUCACUCUCCACCCCCUUGCUCAUUACCCGGGUCCGAAGCUCUGGGCAACCACCUGUCUUGUGCAGACAUUCUACGCUUUGCGUGGGGAGUUUGCAUUUAAGGUUGCAGAUUUACAUACCAAGUAUGGCCCCGUCGUUCGUUUGGGGCCGUCUGCGGUAUCUUACAUUGAUGAAAGAGCCUGGGAGGAUAUCCAUGGUCGACACGAUGGGCGGAAACAAUUGAAAAAGGCCAAGGAAUUCGUGCCGACAAGCCCUCCUAACGGAGCCCAAGGGUUGGUAUUUGUCAAGGAUGACAAUGCUCAUGGACGGCUGAGGCGAAACUUUUCACACGGAUUCUCUGACAAGGCUUUGCGUGACCAAGAGAAUAUCAUAGGAGGAUAUUUCGAAAAGCUUGUCGCAAGAAUUCGGCGAUCAAGUGAUGACCACAAGCCGAUCAAUAUGAUGAGGUGGUAUCAACUUACCACUUUCGACAUUGUUGGAGAUCUCACGUAUGGCGAAGAUAUUGGCUGCAUGAACGAUGAUGCACGCGACCUUCACAAAUGGAUUGAGAAUUUGUAUUACAUUGUGAAAGCUAUGUUCCUUCUCGGAUUCAUGCGAGAUUUCUUCCGUCUUGACAAGCUGUUGCUCAUCGUCAUGACGUCUGAUAAACUGCCCUUGAAGAAAAACAAACAUCGACUUAUGCUCAUAGAAAAGCUGAACCGUCGACUGGAGCGGAAAGAACCACGCAGCGAUUUCAUGGAGCAUGUCAUUCGCAAUCUCAAUACCCCGACAGGCAUCUCCUAUGAUGAGAUGCUCAUGACAUCGUCCAAUCUCCUCAUGGCGGGUGCCGAGACAACAGCAAUGACAUUAUCCGGUGCGACGUAUCUACUUUGCAAGAAUAAGCCUGCGCUUGAAACUGUCACUGCAGAGGUCCGAGAGGCAUUUGGAGCCGAUCCAGCAAGGAUCGGCAUGACCACCACUACUGAUCGUCACCUCCCUUACCUCCAUGGCGUUAUCGAAGAAACGCUUCGUUUGUUUCCUCCAGUUCCGACAACCCUCCCACGCGCCACUCCGCCUGAAGGUCAUUUUAUCUGCGGGAACUUCGUUCCAGGGAAUACACAGGUAUUCGUAAAUCAACUGGCUGCAUAUCGGUGGCCGGAGCAUUUCGCAGAAUCUGUGUCAUUCCGGCCAGAGAGAUGGAAUGUCCAGAACAAGGAACCAAUGUACGAGCAUGAUGCAAAGGGCGUUUUGAAGCCGUUCUCCACUGGACCACGGAACUGCAUAGGGAGACAUUUGGCGUAUGCUGAAGUUCGUACAUUGCUCGCUAAGAUUCUUGUGGAGUUUGAUUUGGAACUGAUGCCAGAGAGUAUUGAUUGGAUGCAAACUUUGAAGAUUUACGGUGUUUGGGAAAAACGACCACUGAUGAUACGGUUCAAGCCUGUGACUCAAAAGGGCCGUUGA
Messenger RNA from Colletotrichum gloeosporioides, 1572 nucleotides. RefSeq names its product Cytochrome P450 monooxygenase aclL. The record is from RefSeq and is a predicted model, not a curated record. The transcript has 2 exons. Lineage: Eukaryota; Fungi; Ascomycota; Sordariomycetes; Glomerellales; Glomerellaceae. Bases 1 to 1572 code for a protein of 523 amino acids. Gene Ontology annotation, molecular function: monooxygenase activity; oxidoreductase activity, acting on paired donors, with incorporation or reduction of molecular oxygen; iron ion binding.